This is a messenger RNA of Suillus bovinus, 1980 nucleotides long. RefSeq names its product Mechanosensitive ion channel-domain-containing protein. The coding region runs from base 1 to 1980 and encodes 659 amino acids. The transcript is spliced from 9 exons. Gene Ontology annotation, biological process: calcium ion transmembrane transport; intracellular calcium ion homeostasis. NCBI's taxonomy places the organism in Eukaryota, Fungi, Basidiomycota, Agaricomycetes, Boletales, Suillaceae. Gene Ontology annotation, molecular function: calcium channel activity; calcium ion binding. Gene Ontology annotation, cellular component: membrane. The record is from RefSeq and is a predicted model, not a curated record.
AUGCCUGGACGUCGCUCUCCUGAAGACGACACCACUCUCCUCGACAAUUCCAAGUCCAAAGAAUAUGACUGUGCCCGGGAUGAAAAAGGGAACCAGUCCGAGACACUGAACCAAACCCAUGUGGAAGAAGAUGGCGAUUCCGAUACGACAUCAACAAACUCUUCGGAUGAAUUUGACUGGGACGAAGAAGAAGUCGCUAGUCAAGUAGAGAAUCCUGAAACUGCCAAAAAGGCGAGGAGGGGCAGGGCCCUGUGGCUCGGCUUCAUGAAGCUCGCAAGGCCAGUCAGGGCUCUAUUAGUCGGCAUUCUUGGUGCUGCAUUCUUCAUAAUUCCGUUGCUGGUAGUGGAGUUGAGGUUCAAGGACAAGCAAAGUGCUCGGCUACAAGUCCGUGUUUGGUCCCUUUGGUUGUCGAUCACCUGGGCAGCCUCCUGCGCGACAUAUUUGGUUGUGGAUACAAUUCCACGCAUUGUGAUCUACGUUAUUUUCUUACUUGGUGGCCAAGUCGAACGUUUGAAGACACAGAUUGAAUUGACACUUGCUGUCUCGGCAUGGCUAAAACUCUUACUCAGUAUUUCAUGGGCCUGGGUAGCGCUAUCUGCAAUCAUGGCCUUUUACGAACCUCCUGGCGCGUACUGGGUCAUUAUUAACCGUGUCAUGCAGGCUCUCUUUACUGCGGGUAUCAUUCUAUUUGUGGAAAAAUUGUUUUUAAGAUUUGUCGCCAUCAACUUCCACCAACGUGCACUCGCAGAUCGUCUUGUGGAGAAUCGGACGGGACUGAGGGCACUGGACCAUCUAUCAAAUGCACAACCUGCUCCGGCAAAGAAAAGUUCAAACGUCAAGAAAGGUCGCAAAAAUACUCUGACUUCUUUUGGGACUGCACUUGACCUUUCCGCAUUUCACGGUAAGGGUCACCGCCGAGAUGAAUCAGAUGGAACAACCAGUGGGCAGGCCAGUACAGCUGCUACACCUGUUCUCGAGAAAAACGAGCACGAAGCACACCAUCAUCGGUCAGACAAAAAGCGCCAUACUAGACGCGCCGAGGUGAAAAGACAACGCAAGAAGUAUAUGCCAACUGUUGUUGUCGACCAACUGACCGGUGCUAUUGGGCAAGUGGCGCUGAAGAAUUCCAAUUUUAACCGGGGUGGCGACUUCUAUGCCCUGGAUUCUGCACGGAAGCUCGCAAGAAAGCUCUUUCAUGCUCUCAGUGUCGCCAGCCCUGGACGCUCUCAUCUUGUCGUUGAAGAUUUCUACCCUUAUUUCCGUUCGACUGCUGAGGCGCAUGCUGCUUUUGUUAUUUUUGAUAAAGACGGCAAUGGUGACAUCAGCAAGCGAGAAAUGAGAGAAGCUGUACAGAGGAUUUAUCGAGAGCGUAAGGCCCUGACUGCCAGUCUGAAAGACGUCGACUCAGCCGUAGCGAAAUUAGAUGCAGUUCUUGUCUGCAUUGCAUUGCUCUGUGUUCUAUUCACAUGUCUCCUCAUUUUUAAUAGGAGCGACACACUAGCCUCACUUGUUCCUCUUGCGACGAUUAUUCUCGGAUUUUCAUUCAUCUUCGGACACUCUGCGCAGACGCUUUUUGAGUCGAUGAUCUUCAUAUUUUCUACGCAUGUCUUCGAUGUUGGCGAUUUGGUCAUGAUUGACGACCAGUACCUCAUUGUCAAGGAAUUUGGUCUAUUUUCUACUACUUUCCGCCGGGUUGACGGCCAAGAAAUCAUCGCACCGAACUCGCUGCUGUCAAGCACGAAGCUCGUUCAUAAUUUGCGGCGGUCAAACAGCAUGUGGGAGAGCACGACGCUAAUGGUAGCAUACAACACACCUCUCGAGCUUGUUGAGCAGCUCAAGGUACGCAUUCAAGCCUACAUCACAGCAAAUAAUAGGGAAUGGAGUGGAUCUGCGGUGAACAUCGACAAAAUGGAGUUUCAGAAUGCGAUACAUCUGACGGUAGCCGUUGAACCCCGACUGGGGUUGGAUAUCUGGGUCUGA